UCUCUUCCGAGCACCACUUGCAUUCGCUAUUCCACAGCUCCUACCACUGUCACUCGGCCAUCUCUUAACCGGUCGAUCAGCGCUGUCCCGUUCUUGCGCGCGCGACCUAGGUCUCAGGUUCGUUCAACGCAGAAAACGCCUUGGGCCACCCAUUGAGAUUUUAUCAAGAUGCUCUCAGCGCUCCCGGCCGCUCAACACGUUCCCUUCACGCUGCAUAGCGGACCACCAUACUCUUACGACCUCCCCUCAUCCCUUCUUUCCGUAACCCCGCGUUCCAGUUCCCUCGCGAUGCACGGGAAGUCGCUGUCUACCUUCGCGUCCUCAAGCACACCUCUCUCAACGUCCCGGCCUUCUGUCACGUCCCCGGGACGAAUGUUCCGCAUCUUCGGGUUUUCCCCGCAGGAAGGUUCCGCGGGCACUUCGAUUGUGGUCAACGUUCACUUCAGUCUCCUGCGGUCGGAAACCACCUUUCUCCGUAUCGUCGUCGGUAACAGGGCCCUGAGUACCGUCGUUAGACCGGCACAGUCGGAGCAAGAGAAUGAAUGGGAGCUAGAGGCCAUCGUCCCCGAUCUGACACCCGCGUCUACCGAUGCAUCUGCCUCGUCGUCCACUGUACCUGUUACCGUGCAAGCGUUGAAUCGUUCUAACGUGACUCUCGACUCUCUCACGUUUGGCAGGUUCACCUACACUCGUCGCGCCGUACCCUCCCCUCUUCUGCUGUGCAAGCAAGAAGUCACUGAUGACUUCGCGCUUGGUUCAUUGUCUGCUGCUAGCACGCCAGAUGCCAGACACGCCCACUCCUCACCCUACCCCUCGCCCCUCCUCGCCCGGAAGGCCUCGCGCCCGACGCCCGCGAGCGGAACUGCCCGUGCGCGCGCCCUGAACGCCACUAUGGUGGCAAAGGACGCGCAGUCGGCACGAGGACAGCUGAAGAAGCAGUCACUCAUGCGGGCACGGCGUUCGAGCUCCGACGAUGACGAUGCGGACAACAACUUCCGAGUAGUUCUACAGCUAGAGAUGCCCACCGACCCCAUGUCAGACAUUGAAGAGUGGGACGAGGAGGAACGCCGGAUCGGUCGUCGCCUGGUCCGUUUUACCCGCAUCCAAGACGGCUGCACACUGCACGUUACCUGCGAAGCCAUCCGUCCCUCGGAUUAUACCGACGGAGACACCGUCGUCUCUUGUAUCUAUCGGCCGUCUGAGGCUGUCGUACCUGGGGAGUUACUCGCCUCUCAGUGCUGCAUCACCUCUGUCGACAUCAUCUUCCUGCUCGAGUGUCUCGUAGGCGACAUCUUCAACAUCGAGGAGAAGAACAGGAUUCGCCGCAAUCUCGAGGGGUUCCGCCCAAAGACGGUGUCGAAGAACAAGGUUGGAUCCGAGGAAUUCUUUCAGAAGAUCAUGGACUUCCCCGCGCCGAAGCCUCGGAAUAUUGAGAAAGAUGUGAAGGUCUUCGAUUGGGCUGUGCUGCCGCAGGCCCUGGAGAAGAUUAUUUCCAAAUAUACCUUAUAUCCCGCUGUGAAGAAGGAAGGAGGCAAUAUUACUCCGCCGAUACCAGAGUCGACCAGCAUGCCGCCCCACGUACCCCAGGCAUCCGCCAACUCGCCUUAUACCGCGUCACCCACUCCGGACCACACACCAUCUGCGUCGCCUCAGCAGUCAUACUUUUACUACCAACCGAUAUACCAUAGUCCGCAAUACGCGUCGACACCCUUGGAUGCGCUAGACAGCAACAACAGCUACGCCGCGGCCACUGCCCUCUCCUGUGCAGGCUCAUAUGACGCAUUCCUGGCCCAUGCGCAGCCUCAUUCGGGUGCUUCUUCGCCGAUGCCCAUGCUAUCGACAUCAGGCGCACGGUCCCCUAUGCCGUCCGACUCUGCCUCGAUGGCAUACCCUGAUUCGUCACAGUCUCUUUAUCAGCAGCACCCCUAUCGAGGCCAAAGUCCAUAUAGUUCAAAUAACGUCUAUAUGACGCCCUUUCACGUCGAUCAUGAGCGUAUGAGGAUGUCCUCUUCGCCACACGGGUCCCAGCCGUUCCUAUGAGCACUCUACCCUCCUGACGCACUUAUGCGCUAGCUCUUCACUUGACUUGGAAAACGUUUUCCUCACGUUCCACUACCUUGAUUUUCGCACUCGAUAGCCCGUGUCUGUAGCCUUAGCGACUCAUUUUCGUCUUCCUGCACAUACAUUCCAUCGUAGCAAUACCGAACAAUCGUAUUACCUGCCUAUCAUUAUUUCUAGACAGCUCACUCGAUUGUCUCUUAUUUAUACUCCAUUAAUGCUUGGUGUAGUGUCUAGCAGCCACGUCGCUUGUGCUCUAAGUCCC
Molecule: messenger RNA, 2323 nt
Organism: Dichomitus squalens LYAD-421 SS1
Lineage: Eukaryota; Fungi; Basidiomycota; Agaricomycetes; Polyporales; Polyporaceae
Exons: 4
Coding region: 169-2040 (623 amino acids)
Cellular component (GO): nucleus
Source: RefSeq, a predicted model, not a curated record